This is a messenger RNA of Saccoglossus kowalevskii, 1423 nucleotides long. RefSeq names its product calaxin-like. The record is from RefSeq and is a predicted model, not a curated record. Lineage: Eukaryota; Metazoa; Hemichordata; Enteropneusta; Harrimaniidae. Gene Ontology annotation, molecular function: calcium ion binding.
UACGGCAACAAGCAGGUUUUGUGGCUGCUAAGUUGUUUGUUGGUGACUUCCCUAAAUUGCUGUGCUUUUUAGCAAGGUUUCCUGUGAAAUCUUCAAAAAUGUCCGGACUGAAGAAAAAACCUGAGAAGCAAUUGACUGAUCUUUUAUGCAAAGAAACGCACUUCAGAAGAGAAGAAAUCGAAAAACUUAUACAGAUAUUCAAGAAGCUGCUUAUUGACACAAAUAAGAAUGAUACACUCAAGCAGGAAUCUCUCAAGUUGGACCGUACAAUAUUUCGGGAUAUACUGCACAACACAUUUCAUAUGACAGAUGAUAUGCUUAUGGAUAGGGUGUUCCGGGCAUUUGAUAAGGACAGUGACAGUUAUAUCUGUUUACAGGAGUGGGUCAAAGGACUUUCUGUUUUUCUCCAAGGAACAGUUGAUGAAAAAACACAAUAUUGCUUUGACGUGUAUGAUUUAAAUAGUGAUGGCUAUAUUUCCAGAGAAGAAAUGUUUCAUAUGCUCAAAAAUAGUAUGGUGAAACAGCCAACAGAAGAGGAUCCUGAUGAAGGCAUCAAAGAUUUAGUAGAACUUACCCUGAAAAAGAUGGAUCAUGAUCAUGAUGGCAGACUUUCAUAUAAGGAUUUCAAAAGUUCUGUAGUCAUCGAACCGCUUUUAUUAGAAGCUUUUGGUCAAUGCCUGCCAGAUAACAAGAGCAAAGAUGCUUUUGUUAAAACAUUCUCAGACUGUGAUGGUCAACAAGCAGAUACCAGUAAGAAAGGGAAGAAGUAGGAGGUGCCUUGAAAGAAACUCACAUCCACAAGAAAGAAAAAGCACCUUGAAUUGCAGAUGCUACUUAUACUUGUCAGACUUUACUGUGAAUUGUUGGGUGAAGGCUUCCAGAAAUUCAACUACCACACUGAAACAAUACACAGCAAUGAAAUUGAAAGAAACAUGUCUGCCAACAUGGUCAUUAUAAAUGUACUAUAAUUCAGAAAACUUCACAACAUGUAAAUACUAUCCUUCCCAAUCGUUGUCUCUGUCCAGUAUUUGAGCUGUAAUUUGUUUAUAUGUAAAAUAAUACAACUUAUUUGGGUUGGCAUAAACUUGUUGACCACUGAAGGGUUGACCAUUAUGUGAAUUAAUAGCAGGCUAAUGAUUCUGGUCAUAGUAUGUCCAAAGCUGACCAGAUGGUGUUGGUUUUUAUUAUUUUGUUCAUGGCUUUCAAAAAAAACAACAAAAACUACACCUUUGAAGUACAAUAUUUAUUCAUAUAAUUUUAGUUCAAACUUCUCGUUGUGUGGACCACAAACAUUUCUUUUGCUUCUUAUGGCUUGCAUCUACGUAAUAUUAUUGAAAACAUUUUACAUUUUUUCAUGCCAUUUGUUUGACUUAAUAUUCUUGUUGUAUCGAUGUAAAUGUUUUAAUAAAGAUGUUUAACAAAA